AUGGAGUCGCUGCAAGUGAUAGAGUCAUCCUUCGUGGCGCCGAAGGAGGCGACGCCGACGAAGGGGCUCUGGCUCUCUCCCGUCGAUCUCGCGGCCACCAGAGGCCACACCACACUAGUCUUCUUCUACCCUUCCGGGGCUGCCUUCUUCGACGCGGCCAGGCUCAAGGAGGCGAUGGCCAAGGCCUUGGUGGCCUUCUACCCGCUGGCCAGCCGCCUUGGCUUCGACAAUGAUGGCAGGUUAGAGAUUAGCUGCAACGAGCUCCCCUGCCACGACCGUACCCUCCUCCGUGCACGGUCCCCGCCCGUCGUCCACCCUGACGCCCUCUCGGUGUUGCACCCCAAGGUCACCUUGUCCCAGUCGUCGUCGAGACCAAACGCCACCGAGGUGUUUCCCAUCUCCAGGGACCAGCUGGUCACCCUGAAGCGCCUCUGCGGCGGGGCAAGCACCUUCUGCUCCGUCAGCGCCCUCGUGUGGAAGUGCGCCGGCAUCGCACGGCGGCUUCCCCCAGACACCAUUGCACGUCUCAGCUUCCCGGUCAACGUCCGACGACGCGGAGUACUGAAGCCGCCGCUCCCGGCCCGCUACUUCGGCAACGCGUUGGUCUCGCUGUGCGUCGCCGGUGCGGCGCGGGAUAUCGCCUCGGAGGCUCUGGCAUCUGUUGCCGCUCGCAUCAACGGGGCCCUCGCCAGGAUGGACGACGACCUGGUGCGGUCUGCGAUCGACUAUCUCGAGCUGGCCGACAAGGACAUCCGGCCGCAAAGGGGCAGCUUGCCGGAGACGGAGCUCCGGAUAGUCAGCUGGCUCAGCUUGCCGGGGCACGAUGCAGAUUUCGGUUGCGGGGCUCCGCAGGUGAUGUCACGGGCGGAGUCCGUCCGCGGCGGGUUUGUGCACAUCAUGAACGAUGCGCCCGAAAAGCACCGCGGCGGCAGCGCUGUCCGCGUGCUCGUGUGCAUGGAGGCUACCAACAUGAAGGAGUUCCAGCGGCAGCUUUAUGCAAACAUUGCCAAGCAGGCAUCAAAACUCUAG
This is a messenger RNA of Miscanthus lutarioriparius, 1029 nucleotides long. NCBI's taxonomy places the organism in Eukaryota, Viridiplantae, Streptophyta, Magnoliopsida, Poales, Poaceae. The record is from the annotation of a GenBank genome assembly.